AUGGAAACCUCCCGACGCCAACUCCACAGCUGCGAUCCAUGCCGCAAAGGCAAAAGGCGAUGCGAUGCACCGAAAAACAGGAAGGAUACUGGAUUCAGUGGUUGUUACAACUGCAAGCGAUGGAAAAAGGAGUGUACGUUCAACUGGCUCUCUUCGAAGCGUAUAGAUGCCGCCGGAGGUCGGCGGAAAGCCCCAGUCUACAUUGCGGAGAAAUCUAUUCCUUCUGUUGUAAGCUCAGAUGAUGAUGCACUCUCGGAUGAGCAGUCUCGCUCUUUACCGUCUUAUCCCGCCACUUCCGACGACAUGUUUGCUUCUGGCGAUUUCGCAAAUUUCGCACUCUCCUUCACAUCGGACCCACAAGAUAGAGAAGGAACAGAGUCCGGCGCUGAGCAGUCAGAAUAUUACCCUUGGAGUUUGGAGAUUCCAGUCGACUGGCAAAACAGUGGCACCACUCAACGAUCCCAAAGGGAACUUGAAUCCCUCAUUAACUCUUCUGAGAAUUCUUUCGACGUUAUACAACGGCCCGAAGGUGAAUACAGUCCGUCUUCUUUCAAUUUCGUGGCCCCGGGAUACGAGCAGAUUAGUCUAAAAGCCUCAUCGACACCUAGCUCUAACCAGCGACCAAUUCCAAGAUUUCCAUCAAGUUUUUGUAUUGCUUCUGAGAAUACGGCUGAUCAAUAUGCUCGUUCGACGAUGACGCGUAACUUAAUUCGCAUAUAUCACGACAGUAUGGAAAACGCAUUGUCAUGUUGGCUGACAGAGCACAACUGUCCUUAUAGCGACUUGGCUAGCACCGUUCUACCAAAUGGCGAGAGACAAGAGUGGGGUCCCAAUUGGUCAAACAGAAUGUGUAUUCGUGUUUGUCGGUUAGAUCGUGCAUCUUCCUCAAUACGUGGUAGGGCUUUAAGUGCGGAAGAGGAUAAGACCGCCGCUCGAGUACUCAAUCUAGCGAUCAUUGCAUUCGCCUCGCAGUGGACUCAGCACGCGCAGAAGGGUGCAACGUUAUCUGUCCCCGAGACAAUCUCUCGCGACGAGAGAUCAAUACGAGAGUACGUCUGGAAUGAAGCACGCCACGGCUUGGAGCACUCAACCACGAUUCCCUCAUUCCGUAUUAUCUUUGCAAAUAUUAUAUUCUCAUUGACUCAAAGUCCACUGGACAGCCGGCAAGACAAAGGCCUGGGCCAGCUUUUGGAAAAUGACAGUGCACCGACAUUUCUAGAGACUGCCAACCGCCAGCUUUUCACUUUUCGGCACAAGUUUGUGAAAUACGUACGAGAAGCCCCGCCAAGAGUGAAAGAGCUUCGAGGGGGAUCAAUCGGAUUAGCAGUUACCGAUGAAUCAGAAAUAUUGAAUCCUUCAGGGCCCUUGCAGGUCGAUCCAAUCCUGGCUAGCCACGAGCACCGCAAUACACUAAACCUUUUGUUCUGGCUGGGCGUCAUGUUUGAUACAUUGAGUGCAGCGAUGUAUCAGCGGCCACUAGUAGUGUCAGAUGAGGAUAGCCAAGUUGCAUCGGCACCUCCUGCAAUUCUUGAUCCACAAGAUCAGCUCCAGCUUGGCUUUGGGAGAAUUGCGGAGAAUAGAAACCACAAGAAACAGGACAUGUGGGGCGAAUUCUUCCUCCAUCGUACUGAACGUCAUAAGCUUAGCGGAGAGCAGCCAAGAUGGCCAUGCUCCUACGACGAGGCUGCAUCCGUACUCUCCGAGGCAACUCCUGUCAAAGUCUUACUCUACCGUCGGGUCACCCAACUGCAAACAUUGGUGUAUAGAGGGGCCAGUUGUGAUGUUCUUGAAGGGGUCAUCCAGAAGACCCUCCUGGUUUAUCGACACUGGAAUUGCACUUAUCGGAGAUUCAUGCUCGAUUGCGUCGAGAACCACGACUUGCUACCUCCUCGCAUUCAGUCGUGGUACGUUAUUCUCGACGGUCAUUGGCAUCUUGCUACGAUGCUUUUGGCAGACGCAAUAGAGGGCAUUGAUAACGGAAGACUGGGCUUUGAGAGCGAGCGUGAGACUCGAAAAGCCACUAGUUUGGUCUCGACACUCAGAACAGAGCAUGCUUUUAUGGUUGGUGCUCUUGCUCGCGCUUCACUUCAUGGGCAGAAUCCAUCUAUGCACCGACAUUUCCACGAUUCACUCAACGAAGUCGCGUUCCUCGUUGAGCCCUGGACCGUUGUCCUGAUCCAUUCAUUUGCCAAGGCGGCAUAUAUUUCUCUUGAAACCUUAGAUAAUCUCAACGACAUUAUUCUAACUGACUCCUUCCGGCAGAAUUGUGAAUCAUGUAUCUGUGCACUUCAAUAUCUCGGGAGAAAGUCUGAUAUGGCCUCCAUGGUGGCCCGCAAUUUAUCGAUACUAUUGGACUUGAAGCUUGCUCAGAUUCUAUGA
This is a messenger RNA of Talaromyces atroroseus, 2379 nucleotides long. Its product is annotated as Regulatory protein alcR. NCBI's taxonomy places the organism in Eukaryota, Fungi, Ascomycota, Eurotiomycetes, Eurotiales, Trichocomaceae. Gene Ontology annotation, molecular function: zinc ion binding; DNA-binding transcription factor activity, RNA polymerase II-specific. Gene Ontology annotation, biological process: regulation of DNA-templated transcription. The transcript is spliced from 2 exons. The coding region runs from base 1 to 2379 and encodes 792 amino acids. The record is from RefSeq and is a predicted model, not a curated record.